Molecule: messenger RNA, 1820 nt
Organism: Melanotaenia boesemani (Boeseman's rainbowfish)
Lineage: Eukaryota; Metazoa; Chordata; Actinopteri; Atheriniformes; Melanotaeniidae
Gene: ccn5
Product: cellular communication network factor 5
Exons: 5
Coding region: 87-1124 (345 amino acids)
Biological process (GO): cell adhesion; signal transduction
Cellular component (GO): extracellular matrix; extracellular region
Molecular function (GO): heparin binding; integrin binding
Source: RefSeq, a predicted model, not a curated record
GAAGAAUGAGCAGUUAGCAAACAGCUCAAGUGGUCGCAGCACACCGUCACACCGGUUGGAGAAAAAGCCAUCAGCAGCACACCAACAUGGACCGACGGCUGUGGGACUGCAGGAUUCAUCUGGCUGUGCUGCUGCUUGUGGCUACACAGGUGCUGUGUCAGGUGUGCAACAGCCCCUGCUCCUGCCCUGGCCCUGCCCCUCAGUGCCCUGCUGGAGUCCAGCUGCUGCUGGACGGUUGCCGCUGCUGCCAGGUGUGUGCCCGGCAACGAGGCGAGUCCUGUACUGAGAUGUUACCGUGUGACAGCCAGAGAGGGCUGCAGUGCGACUACAGCGCCAGCUUCCCUGGCAACCCGGGGGAGUGUGUCAGUCAGCAAGAUCUGGGCUGUGAAGUCAACGGCAUCACGUACCAUGAGGGCCAGUCUUUCCAGCCCUCCUGUGAUACUUACUGUCACUGCAGGGGUGGAGGGGUUGUCUGCGUGCCGGCUUGUCCCAUGAACGUUCAGCUUCCUACUCCAGAUUGUCCCAACCCACAACACAUACGGCUGCCAGGGAAGUGCUGCAAGGAAUGGGUGUGUGAAAACCUUGAUAACACAGUCAUUCAGGAUGCCAUCACAGCCAGGAGAGCCAUGUUAUGGCCAGCGCUUCACCCUUUAAAAAGUCUGGCCUCACCUGGCCCUACCUGUGUGGAGCAGAGCACCCAGUGGAGCACCUGCUCCCAGAGCUGCGGGGCCGGGGUCUCCACACGUGUGUCCAAUCAGAACCCCGCAUGCAAGCUGCAAAUGGAGACUCGACUGUGUAAAGUUCGACCUUGCCACUCGGCCCUGAGGAAACCCACGUGGGGCCAGCAGGGACGGUGUAAGGCCAGCUACAUGUCCCCGGGGCCCAUCCGGCUCGUCCACCAGGGCUGCUACAGCGCUCGUGCCUACCGGCUGCGGUACUGUGGACAGUGCAGCGACUCCCGCUGCUGCACGCCGUACCAGACCUCCACCACUCAGAUGACCUUCCGCUGUUCCACAGGCCGGCUGCUGAAGCGAGCAGUGAUGAUGAUCCACUCUUGCGUCUGCCACAACAACUGCCCUUACACCCCGUACACCAACCCUGCUCUCUGGGGAAUCAGGCCCUGACCGGCCUGCAUAUGCACUGACUCACUGAGAACUAAAAGGCGAGAGAAAAAUGAAGAACCCCAGAAAAAAAAGAAAACAAAACAAAAUGAAAAAAAAACAACAAGAAGGACACAUUGGGGAGGUUGCGAAAAGGAGGAAAGACAAGCUUUUCCAAUUAUUUCUAAAUUAGACGUGCACUGUUCACAACAACUCCAUGAAUGUGACGUUUGGAUCUCAAAACUCCCAAACACGAGGCUAAAGUUUGGGGAAAAGCAAACAUUCAUAUGAAGGCAAGGGAUUCAUAAAUUUAUCUGGAUUAUUUUCUAAAACUCAAACAUGAACCUUCAUUGCUAACAAGGUUCUGUGUCAGUGGAUUUAAUGUCUGUACAGUGUUUGUGGAUAGAAGUGUCCAACAGAUGGACAGACAUGAAAAAUGCAGCUUUAACUUGUAAAGUUUUCUUGAAGUUUCUGUAGUUUGAUGACACUUAUUUAAUUGCACUUAUUUUCUCUUCAUGUGGUGUUUUAUUGUAAAUAUUUCUUGAAGAUGUGUAAUUUUUAUAUACUGCAUGUCCUGUGUUCUGAUUUUCAGUGCAUUUUGUGUUUUCAGUAAAUGUUUUCUUGUAUAUAAGUUCACACAAAACAUCCCAAAAAAGAUGAUUAAACUUCAUUUUGAUGAAGUUAAUCAUUUAAAAGCCAUUAAUACACACUGAAAUACAA